This is a messenger RNA of Plectropomus leopardus (leopard coralgrouper), 2510 nucleotides long. RefSeq names its product galactosylceramidase b (gene galcb). The record is from RefSeq and is a predicted model, not a curated record. Gene Ontology annotation, biological process: galactosylceramide catabolic process. NCBI's taxonomy places the organism in Eukaryota, Metazoa, Chordata, Actinopteri, Perciformes, Serranidae. Gene Ontology annotation, cellular component: lysosome. Gene Ontology annotation, molecular function: galactosylceramidase activity.
CACAGCAGCGCGCGCAUCGCCCAACCAGCACGGUGGUGUCAGGCCAGCAGGAUGAAGCAGCGGGUGUUGGCAGUGAAAGUUUCCAUUCUCGCUCUGUGUUUGAGUUCCUGCUCCUCGCAGACUUACGUGCUGACCGAUACAGAGGGUCUGGGCAGAGUGUUUGACGGAGUUGGAGGUUUGAGCGGCGGAGGGGCUACGUCUCGUUUACUCGUGAAUUACGCUGAGCCGUACCGCAGCCAGAUAUUAGACUACCUGUUUAAGCCAAACUUUGGAGCCUCGUUGCACAUACUAAAGGUGGAGAUCGGAGGAGACGCUCAGACUACUGAUGGAACGGAGCCGUCAUACAUGCACUAUGAGAAUGAUGAGAACUUCUUCCGAGGAUAUGAGUGGUGGCUGAUGAAAGAGGCUAAGAAGAGGAAUCCAAAUAUCACACUCAUAGGUUUGCCCUGGGCGUUUCCUGGUUGGGUGGGCCAUGGGAAGAACUGGCCCUAUGACUUCCCUGACAUCACUGCAGCAUACGUGGUGAACUGGAUCCUUGGUGCCAAGCAGUACCAUGACCUGGACAUUGACUAUGUUGGGAUUUGGAAUGAGCGAAACUUUGACAGCAAGUACAUCAAGCUGCUGCGCUACACUCUGGAUAAGAGUGGUCUGGAGAAUGUCAGGAUCAUAGCCAGUGACAACCUGUGGGAGCCCAUUGUCCUGUCUCUGCUGCUAGACCCCGAGCUCAGCAGAGCUGUAGAUGUGAUAGGGGCCCACUACCCAGGCACCACCACAGUGAAGGAGGCCCUAAAGACACAGAAGCAGCUGUGGUCUUCAGAGGACUACAGCACCUUCAAUGAUGAGGUGGGAGGAGGCUGCUGGGCUCGCAUCCUCAACCAGAACUACGUCAACGGACUCAUGACUGCCACUAUUUCCUGGAACCUGGUAGCCAGCUACUAUGAGGAGUUGCCCUUCGGCCGGGAUGGGCUGAUGACGGCGGAGGAGCCCUGGAGCGGCAACUACGUGGUGGAGUCCCCAAUCUGGAUCACAGCCCACACUACACAGUUCACCCGGCCAGGAUGGAGCUACCUGCAGACUGUUGGACAUCUGGCACAAGGUGGAAGUUAUGUAGCCCUGACUGACCAGAAAGGAAACCUCACUGUUGUCAUAGAAACCAUGACUCACAAUCAUUCGGUGUGCAUAAGACCUCCUCUCCCUGCCUUCAAUGUGACACCCCAGACUGCAACUUUCCAGCUGAAGGGAUCCUUUGCUUCCAUUAAGGAACUCCAAGUAUGGCGGUCACAGUUUAACUUCAAAAGCAAAAAGCCCUCCUUCUUUGAAAAGCUGACUCCAGUCAAGCUGUUAAAUGGAUCAUUCACCUUAAACCUGGCAGAAGAUGAAGUUUACACACUAACCACACUGACAAGAGGACAGAAAGGCACCUACCCUGACCCUCCUCCCUCCACUCGCUUCCCUAAAGUCUACAAGGACAACUUUGAUGUCAUAAACCCGCCCUUCUCAGAGGCUCCAAACUUUGCUGACCAGACAGGAGUGUUUGAGUACUACAUCAACAUGAGCGACCCCGGAGAUCACGUCUUCACCUUGCGACAGGUUCUCACCCAGAGACCCAUCACAUGGGCCACAGAUGCCGACCAGACCAUCAGUGUCAUAGGAGACUAUCAGUGGCAGAACCUAACAGUUACAUGUGAUGUCUUCAUGGAGAGCGUUAAGACUGGUGGUGUGUUCAUAGCAGCCAGGGUGGAUAAAGGGGGCCAGUCAGUCCGCAGCGCUAAAGGAGUCUUCUUCUGGGUGUUUGCUGAUGGCACAUACCAAGUUACCAAUGAUCUCGCUCGGCAGACUGUGCUGGCAGAGACUGGACUGUCUGGAACCGGAGCAUAUGGUUGGCACACCUUAUCACUCACUGUGGAAGGUCAGUAUGCCUCAGGCCUGCUGAAUGGAUACCCUCUGUGGAAUUAUGCUGUCGUACUGACACCAAAGCACGGCUGGGCUGCCAUAGGAACACGCUCAUUUGAACUGGCUCAAUUUGAUAACUUUACUGUAGCAGCAGAAUAAGGAUUUCACUAUCAAACAAUGAUUUACACUGUGCUCUCAAUGUUGUGAUCAGUUUAAUUUGUUAACACUUCAGUGUGCUAAAUACAGACUUGAUUUUUUCUCUAUAAAGUUUUAAAAGCACAAGACACAAGAAUGAAGAGUAUCUACUGUAACAUACAUCUCAGCAUUGAAGUUGCUUUCUGAUACAAUUGUAAAUAAUUUUGCAGUGUGUUUUAUGAAAUUAAAUGACUUAAUAUGUUUUGCUUUGUAAUGAUAAAAAAUCAAAGGGCUGCAAAGAAAGGAGAAAUAAAAAAGUGGUCAUAAUUAUUUUUUUUCAUCUGGUUGUCUUUGAAAAAUCACUGCAUGUGAAUCAGCUUAAUUUGUUCUCAACAUUCACUUGUCUUGAUUCAUUAUCUGAAGGAAGUCUGAACAGGUGUUUGAGUGUAGAACGGCAUUUGUGCAGUCACCCAGUCCCAGGA